AUGUCAACUAAAAGAGUUAAAAACUCAAUUUUGACUGAAAAUCAAAAAAGUAAAAGAAUUAAAAUUAGUUCACAUAAUGAUUCAGCAACUUCAAACUUCAAACCUGAACAAGUUAAUUCAACAAUUGUUAAAAAAUUAAAUUCAAAAAAUAAAACUAAAAAUAUGAAACAAUCAUCAAUUGAAAGUUUUUUUUCAAAAUCAACUCAAAGUAAUGAUACUAAAUAUUCAAAAUCAUCAUCAAAUAGAUUACCACUUACUCCAGUUGAUCCAAAUGUUUUGAAUUCAAGUAACAACAAUAAAAAAAAUUUAACUAAAAAUAUUAGUGAUAAAAAUGAUGAAACAACAAUUAUUAAUACUUCAAAACAACCAAAUUUAUUUUCAAGUUUAAAUAAUACUUUAAAUCCACAAGUCAUUAGUUCAAAUUUACAAGUCAACAAUUCAAUUACAGAAAAAGAAAAUCAAGUUGAUGAACAAGAAGAAAGAGAAAAUAUUACAAGUUCUUGUACUGAAUCUUCAAAAAAUGAAAUUACUCCAUUAAAUACUUUAGCACCAAUUAAUCACAAUUCUUUAAUUUCAUUAAAUAAAAAAAAUAGAAAAGAUGAUUUCAAUGAAGGUGUCACAUCUACUUCCAACUCCAAAAAAGAAAAUCCUUUAAUUCAAAAAUAUCAACCACCAGUUAUUAAUUUAGAACAAGAAUAUUCAUCACUUGCAGAAUCAUCAUCAGUUGAUCAAUUAUUAGUACAAAAAUUUCAACCUAUCAUUGAAUUAGAAGAAGAAUUUUCAUCACCUGCAGAAUCAUUAUCAGUUGGAACAUCAGAUGAACAAUCAUUAGUACAAAAAUUUCAACCACCAACUAUUGAUUUAAAACAAGAAAUUUCAUCUUCUGCAGAAUUAUCAUCAGUUGGAACAUCAAUUGAAGAAUUAUUACCAAAACCAAAUAAAGAAAAAGUUUAUUCAUUAAGAAUGAAUGAUUUGAAAUUUCCAACUUAUAAUUAUAGAAAAGAAGCAACUGAAUCAACUGAUGAAAUAAAUUUGGUUUUAAAAAAUAUAGGAAAAUCCACUAAACCAGAAAUAAUAAAAUAUAUAAAUGACAUUACAUUCUUAACGGAAUGUACCAACCACUCAAUGGAAGCAUUAGUUAAAGAAGCUGGUCGUCAGGAAUUGGAUAUUCAAGUUAUAAGACCACAACAUGGAUUAUCAGCAAUGGUGGUAAAACAUAAUAAUAAUAUUACUUUUUCAAAUCCAUUAAAAAUCAGUGAACAAAUUAAAAGUUUAGAAUCAUCAUAUAUGAAAAAUAAUAAAGCAAAGUAUAAUUAUCCAUUAACUGAUCCAACAACAGAAGUUAAUAACGGUAUUUUAAACCGUAAUCUACACGGUCGCUUGAGUGAUGUGGAAGUAGAAUUAUUUGGUAUGAAUGUUACAAUGAUGCUGAUAUACUUUUCCAAUAAACCAUAUGAACGUGAUGAGAUGUUACAAAUGUUGGAUAAAGUUUUAGAUAAAAGUAAAAAUUAUAUCAUCCUUUGUGAUAGGAAUUUCGGUAAAAGAUUAAGUGGAGAAAUUACUAAAUUCGAUAAAAUUAAUAUGAAAAACUAUUCACAAUUUUUAGAAAAAAAUGAUUUGUUGGAUUUAUCACAACAUAUAGAUAAAAAUAAAGUUUUAGCUACCAACUACACUCAAUAUGGAUUAAAAGAAAUUGAUGCUGGCAUCAUUUCAAAGACCUUGAUAAAUCAUUUUAGUAGUUUAUCCAUUAAAUUUGAUUUACUCAGCACCCAUAGUAAAUUCACAACAAGUUUCAGUUCAAUUGUAUCAACAUCAUCAUAUAUUGCAAGUCAUGAAAAUAUUGAGGCAGAAGUAUUUUUUAAAACAUUAGAAGCUGAAGGUGAAAGCUGGUUAGAAAACAUCACACUAGAAAUGAAAGAAAAAGUUGAACAUUUCAUUUUAGAAAAAUUACCAAAGAAUAUCAAUGUUAAUGUCAAAAAUGGAGUUCAUGGUAAAGACUUUAUUACACUGUUAUUAAACAUAAUGAAUUACAAGAGAAAAAUUGCUAAAGAAUAUGGUGGUCAAGUUUUUCUUUGGUCAGAUAUUGCAAAUUAUUACAAAUUAGAAACAACUUAUUUAAAGAGAUUGGUCGAUUCAUGGAUCGAUCAGAAAUGUUGGUAUAUUGAUGAAGAUGAUGAAUUUGUGGAAUCAGCUAAUGUUACAUAUCAAAGAAUUAAAUUUAAUGAAAAAAGAUGGACUAAAGAAGAAGAUGAUUUAUUAAGAGAAUUAAUUAAACAAUAUGGUUGUGAUUAUGACGAAAUUGCAGAUUAUUUCCCUACCAGAUCUUCUCAAGCCGUUCAUGAUGAAUGGUUUAUAAUUAACAAAGGUAAAAUUUUUGAAAAUCAGUUAAUUAAUGAGUUUAUUGAAAAUUUAAAUUUAUCAACUGUUAGAUCUACAACUUUUUUGGGAAAACAUAGUCCUGCAUUUUAUGAAAAAUUUUUAGAAGCAGUUAAUUUCAAAAUAUUCAUUCAUAAUAAGUAUAAAUCUGAUGUCUUUUCAUGGGACAAAAUAGCUGAAUUAUUUAAAUGGAAUAAAAGAUAUUUAUUAGAUUUAUAUACCCAUUUCAAGAAGGAAAAGAUUUGGAUAGCUAACUCAAGUGAAAAUGAUGGUGGGUAUAUUAAAAAUCCAAAUAUUCCCUAUAGAGCUAGAGCUUCUCCAAAAAUUAGGAAUCCUGCUGGCCCAAAAUUUUGGACAGAAAACAAGGUAAAUGAACUCAAAGAUGCAGUUGAAAGAUUUGGUAAUGAUUUUGAAGCAGUAUCUAACAAAUUGGGAGGUACUACUGCAUCAGCUUGUAGAGAUUAUUGGCUGAGAAUUAACAAAGGUUAUGCAUUAGAAAAAAGAUUAUUUGAUGAGUUUAAAAAAGAUAAUGUACCUCCUAAUUUAGAUUCAAAGGUAUACGAUGGAUUACAUACACCACAAUUUUAUGAGGUUUUAAUUUUAUGUAUGAAUUUUAGAAAUGAUAUGCAAAAUAAAUUCAAAAAUAAAUGCAUUACUUUCCAAAUGUUAGGAAGUUUAUUGGAUGUUACUUUUACAACUUUAAAGAAAAUGGUUGAAGGAUAUGUCGAAGAAGGAGUAUGGUUAAAAGAUGCUAAUGGUUUUAUUUCUAAAAAUCCUGAAAAGGAUUAUAGAAAAAGAAAACACCAACAAAAAAAUUGGCACAAGAAGAAUAGAGAUUAA
Molecule: messenger RNA, 3216 nt
Organism: Lodderomyces jiufengensis
Lineage: Eukaryota; Fungi; Ascomycota; Pichiomycetes; Serinales; Debaryomycetaceae
Product: SANT/Myb-like DNA-binding domain-containing protein
Exons: 1
Coding region: 1-3216 (1071 amino acids)
Source: RefSeq, a predicted model, not a curated record